AUACCGUACAAGGGAAUUAAACAAAACAAAACUCAUUUACUUUCGACGUCUGAUCGGUACAAGUUAACAGUGUAAUCAAACUGAUGGCAACAUUUUCAUGUACGAGAAAAUGAUGGAUAAACUUGUUAUUUUUUCCUUGGUAUUUGUUUUCAUACAUGCUCAGUUUGGAGACCAACCAUAUGGUGGUUUUCUAGGAUAUGGACGUGGAGGGUUUGGAAUGCCGAGAUUUCCAGUAGGACGACAGACAUUCGGUUACGGUCCAACGAGUCCCGGUCCUUCGCCAUAUCGGCCAUAUGAUGCCCGUGUUAGCCCAUUGCCAGACUUCAAAAGGUCCAUCACACCCAGCGUUCAACCGUGGUCCGGACAAGCACCUUCUGCGCCAAUACCUUCGUUGGGCACAAGAUCAUACAAUCCUUCCGGUGUAGGAACAGCCAGUCGUUUCCCAGGACCUUACCGCGAUUCCGGCAAAAGCGCCUACCGUCUGCCUUUGGUUGUCAGAAGGAAUUUCGAACCUAGUAGGCCAGCUUAUCAACCAACUACAAUCUCGCCGGUGACGAAACGUCCUGCACAACAAAUGUCAAGAGGAAUAUACGGUUCAAGCUAUGACAUGUACGAUAGAAUAGAUGACAGAUGGGACCGUAUUUCCGAUGCAGUCGAUAACAGAUUUGACAGAAUUAGUGACCGUAUUGACAAUCGAAUGGAUCGAGUAUCGGACCGAUGGGACCGAGUUUCGGACGCCGUUGACAACCGUCUUGACGGGUACUCGGACAGGUUAGAUAAGCGGUGGGAUCGAGCGAGCGAUACCUGGGACCGAGUGUCCGAUGUCGUCGACAAAAGAAUUGAUAGAUACUCAGAUCGUGUAGACAAUCGAAUGGAUCGAGUAAGUGACAGAUGGGAUACAGUUUCAGAUGUUGUAGACAAGAGAAUUGACCGUUAUUCGGAUCGAAUUGAUAACAGAAUGGAUCGAGUAAGUGACCGCUGGGAUACAGUUUCAGAUGUUGUAGACAAGAGAAUUGACCGUUAUUCGGAUCGAAUUGAUAACAGAAUGGAUCGAGUAAGUGACCGCUGGGAUACAGUUUCAGAUGUUGUAGACAAGAGAAUUGACCGUUAUUCGGAUCGAAUUGAUAACAGAAUGGAUCGAGUAAGUGAUAGAUGGGACUCGGUAAGCGAUCGGGUAGAUUCGCGUUUAGAUAACAUAAGCGAUCGAGUCGACAAUCGGUACGAUUACUUGAGUGACAGAAUAGACAAGCGGUAUGAUUAUCGAAGCGAUAGGGUCGAUAGUGCAUAUGAUUACUUGAGCGAUCGAGCCGACAGACAAUAUGAUUAUUUGAGCGAUCGAGCGGGUAGUCGUAACGGUUAUACGAGUGACAGGAUGGACAGUGCAUAUGACUUUCUUGGUGACAUGGCGGAUAGCCGAUACGACUAUCUAAGCGACAGAGCCGAUAGAAGAUACGGUUAUGACAGUGCAACCAAGGGUGUUCGAGCUAACGCAUACGACAAAGCACUAUCAAGAGGAUACUACAAAUAUGCUUAUUAAAUGUAGUUGUUAAUUUUUUAUAUCUGUUUUAGUUUAAUGUUGAAAAUAGUCCCUCUUUAUGUGUCAAGUGAGACUGAAAAUAACAAUGUGAAAAAGGCGUUUCUCAAGUCAAAACGCCAUUAAUCGUUCGCAAAAUUUAUAACAAUAUCAUGGAAGCAUUUCGCGUGACAAAUGAUUCUUAAUGAUGGAGCUCCUUGAAUGAAACAUUGCCAAUUGACUUUUAUAUACAAAAAAUAACAAAUUCACUGUGUUAAUGAACAAAAUGCUUGAACCCACAUGGAUGAAACAAACAUAUAUUAUUACAGAUAUUAGAACAACAGUGCAGCAACCAAUUAUUCAUUGAACUUGUUUAAAGAGACAAUUAUCAAAGCCUCGUAGACAAUGGCAUGUUGUCACAAGGCAACGUUAAGAAAAUAAUACUUAGUUGUAUCGCCUUUGAACGGUCGUUGAAAAAUGAGUUUACUAGAGGAGCAACACUUGUCAAUAUACUUAUUGAAACAUGAGCGAAACGAAACUUGAAAAGCCUCGUCGGAGCCAGUUUCAUCUUGAAGACAAUACAUCACACAGUAAACAUAACGAACAAAUUCUACGAACUAUUUGAUAUAAUAUGGCUUAAAGCAUUUUUUUUUCAUUUUAGUUAUCUGAUUGUCGAAGUUUGUCGAUAAAUUGUCAAUAAAUCAAAUGAUCAUUUUGUGAUAGUGCUAGCUAGCUAUUCGUGACACUAAAAAUAAGACCUACCAUAAGCUGGCUAUGAAACAUUAUAUCGAAAACAACGCAUGCUAUGUGUUUCAUCUCGCUAAAGAUGCUAUUGCUUAUUGCCAGUGAAUCCAAGUUUAUGCUAGUUGUAUUGCUAGAGUAGUCCGUGUUAGAGCUGAAAAUCUACAGAAAAUAGCCAAUUGAAUGGCUGACAAAUGAUAACGUGAAAAUAAAUUAAACUUAUUAAAAUCACUUGUAAAAAAUG
Molecule: messenger RNA, 2498 nt
Organism: Mya arenaria
Lineage: Eukaryota; Metazoa; Mollusca; Bivalvia; Myida; Myidae
Exons: 2
Coding region: 98-1537 (479 amino acids)
Source: RefSeq, a predicted model, not a curated record